Molecule: messenger RNA, 4680 nt
Organism: Closterium sp. NIES-65
Lineage: Eukaryota; Viridiplantae; Streptophyta; Zygnematophyceae; Desmidiales; Closteriaceae
Source: the annotation of a GenBank genome assembly
AUGGGCUCGUGCUUGUCGAAGAGCAAGGAGCGGCCGCGUGAUGCGUCCAAAGCACCGCCAGCCGGUGCCGACGCAACUCAGACGGCUCCGGCUGCCGUGCACGCGAAGCCGGCAAGUACAGACGGAGUGAAAGCUGCCGGGCCGUCAAGUCCAGGGAAAGGUGGAAAUGAGGGUUCAGAUGGGGUGGGAGGAGCGGGAGGCGCGGAAGCGGCAGGAACAGCAGGGGGAGCAGCAGAAGGAGCAGGGGCAGCCGCAGGAUCAGAUGCAAAUGCGAGUAGACCAACAGGAACAUCAGCGGGGAAAGAAGCGGAAAAUAACGCGGGUGCUGCUGCCGCAGUCGACGGAGCCGCGUUACAAUUUGCCAAGUACGACAAGAACGACACGACCAUCCCGUUAGGGUUGCGAACGGACUUCGGCUAUAAACGAGACUUUGAGGCGCACUAUAAGCUGGGCAGAGAGCUGGGUCACGGACAAUUCGGCACGACGUACGAGUCGAUUCAGCUAGCCACCGGCGAGCGGGUGGCAGCGAAAGCGAUUGAGAAGAAGCAGGUGCGUUUUAAGCAGGCGUAUAAUAAAACAGAUGAAGCUGCCUAUAGCAGCGGCGGACGUGCGGAGGGAGGUGGCGAUAAUGAAGCUGCGGUUUCAACACAGUUCUCAAAUCCCACUACUCUCUCCGGUCCCCUUCUCCCCCCCCCCCCGUUUCCCCCCCAUCCCAUUCCCCCCUCUCCCCAACCACCGUCUCCCUGCCCACAGAUGAAGCUGCCUAUAGCAGUGGAGGACGUGCGGAGGGAGGUGGCGAUAAUGAAGCUGCUGUCGGGCCAUCCCAACGUGGUGCAGUUCAUUGACGUGUUUGAGGACACCGACUUUGUGUACAUCUGCAUGGAAAUCUGUGAGGGUGGCGAACUCCUUGACCGAAUCCUUAGCAAGCGGGAGAACCGGUAUUCAGAGAAGGAUGCAGCAGGGGUGGUGCGGCAGAUGCUGAGCGUGGUGGCCAAGUGCCAUCUGCACGGGGUCGUGCACCGCGACUUAAAGCCCGAGAACUUUCUCUUCAAGUCCAAGGCAGAGGACGCGCUCCUUAAAGCCACCGACUUUGGCCUCUCGGAUUUCAGAAAACCCGGCAAGCACUUCACAGACGUGGUGGGAAGCGCCUACUACGUCGCACCUGAGGUGCUCAAGCGGCGGUCGGGGCCGGAGAGUGACGUGUGGAGCAUCGGGGUUAUCACGUACAUUCUGCUGUCAGGGAGGCGGCCAUUCUGGGAUAGAACGGAGGCGGGGAUAUUCAACGAGGUGCUGAAGAAGCGGCCUGACUUCAGGGAGAAGCCAUGGCCUAAUGUGUCGUCCAGCGCCAAGGACUUUGUGAAGAAGCUUCUCAAGAAGGACCCCCGCGCCCGACCCACUGCCGCCCAGGCCUUGUCACACAAGUGGGUGAAGGAGGGGGGCGAUGCUUCGUCAGUCCCGCUGGACAUAGCAGUGCUGUCCAACAUGCGCGAGUUCGUCAAGUACUCGCGCCUCAAGCAGAUGGCGCUCAAGGCCCUUGCGACAACACUGGAGGAGAAUGAGGUGCAGGCGUUGAGGGAUCAGUUCAACGCGAUGGACAUUAACAAGGAUGGUACCAUCACGAUUGAUGAGAUCAGACAGGCACUAAGUCACGACCUGCCAUUUGAAGUGAAGGAGUCGAGAGUGCUGCAGAUCCUCCAAGCGAUGGACACCAACUGUGAUGGGAUUAUUGACUUUGAUGAAUUUGUGGCAGCAACGCUGCACGUGCAGCAGCUGGAGGAGGCCGACUCCACCAAGUGGCAGGAGCGCUCGCGAGCCGCAUUCGCCCAGUUUGACCGCGACAACGACGGGUACAUCGAUGCGGAGGAGCUGAGGAUGGCUGCCCAAGUUAAUUUUCCGUUGGAUAACCUGAUAGCAGAAGCCGACACGGACGGGGAUGGCAGAAUCAGCCUGCCCGACCACGGCCACCACCAUCACCACCACCACUGCUGCCCAUCGCCCACCACCCUCAACGCAGCCCAGCGCGCCCUCCUCUCGCUCUUCUCCUUCCUCCGCCUCGCCCCUCUGGCCGACCGCAUGAGGGAGAGCGCGCCCCUCGCCUCUCUCUCCCUCGCGCUCUGCCUUGCUGCCUACGCUGUGCCGCUGCUUGUGCCGCUCGUUGUCCAGAUGCAAUCCCAGCCGUUGGUGGUGCAGAUGCUGCAGACGGGGCUUGUUGCUGCAGCUUUCCCUCUCACUGCUAUCCCAGCAACCAUGGAUGCAUUGGUGGAUAUAGCAGGCGGGGCAGUGAACAUCCACGUGCUCAUGACCGUUGCAGCAUUGGCAUCAGCGGCCAUGGGGAAUGCACUCGAGGGCACUCUGCUGCUCGCUAUGUUCUCCAUCUCCCAUAUAGCGGAGCAUUAUUUCACCGAAAAGGCUCUGGGCGACCUGCGCUCCCUGCAGGACAACAACCCUUCCACUGCUCUGCUCAUCGAUCCCUCGUGCCUCUCUUCUGUCGAUGUGCCGGUGGGGGCUAUGGUGCUGGUCAAAGCGGGCGAGGUGGUCCCUCUAGACGGCACCGUCCGCUUCGGCCGCUCCCUCGUCACCACAGAACACCUCACCGGCGAAGCCCACCCUGUCGAGAAGCUUCCCGGAAACACCCUCCCGGGCGGCUCGCGCACCGUCGACGGCUUCCUCGUCGUGGAAACUUCCCGGAAAUGGUCCGAGUCCACCGUGGCUCGCAUAAUGCAGCUCACAGAGCAAGCCAGGUCCCAAAAACCGCCUCUCCAACGCUGGCUGGAUAAAUUCUCCGAGAAAUACAGUCAAGCCGUGGUGGGAUUGUCGGUGGGAGUGGCUGUGCUAGGCCCUCUGUUGUUCGGAUGGCCGUUGCUCAGCUCGCCAGGGGUGCGGGGGUCACUGUAUCGGGCACUGGCAGUGAUGGUGGCGGCGUCGCCCUGUGCCCUCGCUGUUGCUCCGCUCGCCUACUUCUGUGCUCUCACUGCCUGUGCAGCCAAGGGCAUUCUACUGAAGGGCGGCCAUGCCCUGGACGCCACAGCAGCGUGCGACACAGUGGCGUUUGACAAGACCGGCACGCUCACCACCGGCCAACUCGCCCUGCGCUUCAUCCAACCUCUGCACUCCCACGCACCGCACACCACUCCCUCCCUCCUCACCCCCUCCUCCCCCGUCCCUCCCUCCGACUCCACACCUUCCUCUCCCUCCUCCUCCACCUCCUCUCCCUUCUCUUCCUCCUCCUCAUCCGCCUCUUCCUCGUCCUCCUCUCCUAAUUUCGUUGAAAGCGAGAAAUUCUGGGAAGACUGUGCAAUGGAGGGGACAGGGGGAGUGCGCAGGCACAGUCACGAGUGGGAGGAGACAGGAGUGGUGGUGGAGUGCAGCAGUGCAAGCUGUGAGGCAGAGGCGCUCGCAGUGGCUGCUGCACUCGAGCAAGCAGCCACGCACCCCAUUGCCAGGGCCUUACGGGAAUACGCGGACAGCAGGAGAGCUACUCUCACGGGGGUGAGCGUCGAUCAGCUGCAGCUGGUGCCGGGGCGAGGGCUCACAGCUACCAUCUCUAGCUUGCCUGGCGAGAGCGACAGGUGGGGCCCGCACGAGGCUCGCAUUGGCUCCCUGGAUUUCAUUGCUGAGGUGGCAGAGGAUCGUUGGGCGAGCAGAGCAGCAGCAGGAACAGUACAGGGUGGUGAUGGGUUUGACAGAGAUAAGGCAGCACGAGCAUCAGGAGCAGCAGCAGCAGACACACCAUCAGUAUCCCAGUCAAACCCACCACCACCCCCAACUCUCCCGCCAAGCGACCUAAUCCGAGCAGCUUUGGCAGUGGGGCAAAAGGUAACCCUCUUUCACUUCGAAGAUCAGCUUCGGCCCGGAGCUAAGGAAGUGGUUCGGCAGCUGCAGCAGCAGGGGGGGCUGAGAGUCCAAAUGCUCACUGGGGACCAUGCAGCUUCGGCACACAGGGUAGCAGCAGCGGUGGGGAUAGAGGGAGGGGAAGUUGAGGCGGGGUUGAGACCGGAAGAUAAGCUGAGGGCGGUUGAGGAGAUGACUGGGAGGAUGGGGAGGGAGGGGAGGGGAGGCGUGCUGAUGGUGGGGGAUGGGAUCAACGACGCGCCUGCUCUGGCUGCUGCCACGGUUGGGGUGGUGCUGGCAGAGCGAGCGAGUGCAACAGCAGUGGCAGCAGCAGACGUGCUUCUAUUGAAGGACAAUAUCUCAGAGCUCCCGUUCCUAGUAGCCAAGGCUCGGCAAACCACCCUCAUUGUGAAGCAGAGCGUGGCUCUCGCACUCACAUGCAUUCUGCUCGCACUCCUCCCCGCCCUUCUGGGGCACAUGCCUCUCUGGCUCACGGUGUUGCUUCAUGAGGGUGGUACCCUUUCAAUUUGCCUCAACUCAAUCAGAGCACUCACCCCGGCGCCUCUUCACCACCCCGACCUCACAUCUCCCCUGCUCCCCUCUCCUUCCCACUUGUUCUCGUUACAAAUGCUACCUCAGGUGUUGCUUCACGAAGGUGGUACGCUUCUAGUUUGCCUCAACUCUAUUAGAGCGUUCAACCCGGCGCCUCUUCGCCGCCCCGGCCUCACAUCGCACUUGCUGCAGCGAGCCCAAUUGCUGCUGCAGAGGCUGGUGGGUCAGCAGGAUGCUAGUACCAUCGGUAAUGGAGCAGCUGCUAAGGGGGGUGUUCCCACAGCAGGAACGCCUUAA